AUGGGGGAAGAGCAGAUCGAUCAUAUGGAGAAAAAAUUGUCGGAGGCUGAGUGCGAAGGGCGGCGGCGGAACCCUGGCGGCGCAAGGCCGUGGAAAUUGAAGAGCUCGGCCGGCAUGUGGUGGAAGAAGCGGGGUGUUUGGUGGGUUUUUGGCCAGGUGAAGGGUUCAACACCUUUAAAAGCUGCCUUUGGUCUGUGGUUUGGUCUUUUGGGCAAUGGCCCAAAGGGCUGUUUUAUGCUUGAGGCCGAUUACUUUGGGUUCAGCCACUUUUUGAUAGCCCAACUUAGCCUAUCCCAUAAACAACGAUUUAAGACUAAUUUGGGCCUAGUGCAAGCCGAAUAA
Molecule: messenger RNA, 342 nt
Organism: Striga asiatica
Lineage: Eukaryota; Viridiplantae; Streptophyta; Magnoliopsida; Lamiales; Orobanchaceae
Source: the annotation of a GenBank genome assembly